Molecule: messenger RNA, 4498 nt
Organism: Aspergillus nidulans FGSC A4
Lineage: Eukaryota; Fungi; Ascomycota; Eurotiomycetes; Eurotiales; Aspergillaceae
Exons: 3
Coding region: 182-4498 (1438 amino acids)
Biological process (GO): deadenylation-independent decapping of nuclear-transcribed mRNA
Cellular component (GO): P-body
Source: RefSeq, a predicted model, not a curated record
UCUCCUUUCGCAUUCUGCUUGGUUUGUUCCGUUGCAAUUGGUAUUUAAUCCUUUAGCUCGUCUCUUCUUCCACUCCUUUUUAUUCGCCUGUAUCCGCUGACUCUCGAAAGAGAGCUCUUGCGGUAACACCGAGCUUAGAUUGUCACCUGGAGGUCGUCUUCUUUCACGGCGAGCGACAGAAAUGUCCACCCCUAAUGAUAUUCAAGCUCUUUUGGCGAGCAUAAGGCCUCGUCCUUCGCCGUCGGGCACUCCUGCGCAGAAUUCUGGCAUGCCGCAGGCCCAGUAUUCCCAGCAUUACCCGCAUGGAUACCGGCCUCAGCAGCCGCCUCAUGACGGCCAGAGCUACGCCCACCCUCAUCUUCAUCAGCAGGGCUACCAUCAUCCCUCUGUUUCCUCGACGCUGCAUAGCCCGUCUCCGGUCAAUCUCCCGCCCCGUCAUGGUUCGGACGUUCUCAGUCCCAAUGUCGUCACACCGGGCGAAGCGUUUCCGCAGCACCAACCGCAGCCGCAGAACCCUGACCGCUCCGUCAAUCUACUGAAUCUUCUCAAAUUCAACCAGCCGAGCGCUGGAAAUGUCCAGCAGCAGGCCUCUGCGGGCAUAGAACAGCCUGUCCACACUCAUCCGUCGGCACCUGGCGUGGAAAAUGUACCGAGAUCCCACUCCAGGAACAUCUCGGCGUCGGACUUGGUUGCCACUCUCUUCAACAGGCCGGGCCAAGCUGCUGCUACUACUGCUCCGCAGGGCCAGCCAGUUUCCCAGCCCGUUACAGAGAGUCCCUCUCCUGCGACAAGCACUGAGAAACCUCAAGACAUGUUGCUUCGUCUGCUCAACCGGCCCAAAUCAGGUCAAGAUUCGGCCGACGUUGUCCAGACUCCUGGUUCCAUCUCUUCUCAGAAGAACGCUUUUGAAUCCGAGUCUGGAGGCUUAACGCCGUCAACACAUGGUGCUGCGGAAUCCAAGGGGCAAGCUUCUGGGAAACCGGACAAGCCCACCCCAACAGAGACUCUAUUUGCCCAUGUGAACCCGUUUGAACAAUUGGCGGCAGUUUCACGGAGCAGAACUCCACAGCUCAAUUCUCGAGGCGAGAGCCCGGCUGUUGAGGUUACGAAGCAAGUGAACGUCAAUGCUGAGGUCGAGUCUGUCCCCGCGUCACAGAAUACUGAACGUGGACAUCCCCAGUCGCCCCCUUUGGAUGAGCACCAGAAGGAAGCUGUUAAUAACGUGGUUGACAGACUCGUACAGCAGAUUACAAAGGAUGUUGACCAGUCUCUUGAAAAGAUGGCUAAGGAGAAUGACACGUCCGCCCCAGCAGUACAGGAAGAUACCGUUAAGGCUACCGUAGCGUCUACUGCCACAGCUGUUCAGAAUUCUACCGGUGAGACUGAGGUCUCGAAGGAGGUUGUUGAAGAAAUUAGAACUACUGAAGGAGCAAAGGAACCCUCAAAUGGCGCCGCAGAGGCGCUGGCAGACAGCUGGGAGAGUGCUGAAGAUAGUGCUGAAAAGGACGAAGAGCGCAUUGUCCCUGUACACAACUUUCCCUUGAAACCAUUCAUAUCAAUCAUUGUCAAGCCUUAUGCUGGAAAGCUUCCGGCUUUGCGCGAUGAUGGGAUCAUGGAUAUCGCUCGAUUGAAGAAGGAUUUCGAUCAGUUAGACCGUUCCUUGACGUCAGCCACUCCCGACUACAUUGUCUACGCCCUUGCCAAGAACGGCGGAAUGAGAAUUAUCCGCCAAGACGACGGGAGCGACAAACAGGUUCUCCGAUCUACUCGUGAUCGUGUGUUCAACGUUUCUGUGUGCACAUCACAGCCGGUCGGCGGCUCUUCUGAUGACCAGGCUAUUUUGGGUAUUGGCGUCAGCGGCGCUGUGUACUGGGUUUUAAUCUCUCAGAAAAACAGAGAUCUCUUUGAGCAGGACGCUUUGGAGAGCGAAAGCCUCAUCUUCCCUCCGUUCCCGGCUUCUGACGAGAACACCUCCGGCGGUCAGCUGAAAACGCGGGCUAAACGGAGCUCUUGCCACCCUGGGUUCUUCGCGAUUGGGCGGGGCAAGAACAUUUACGUCCUAUCUCCACAAGCUGCUGCAAACCCUGCUUAUGGCGUCUCGGGCAAUAACCGCACUGUCAAUACUGAACAGUUCUUCAAGGAGCGCGCUCUGAAGAUCUCUACCGGAAAGGCCGGUAAAGAUUUCACGUUUAGUGGCGAUGAUACUGUCAUCGCUUCUCUAGAUAAAACCGGCCGCCUCCGCUUUUGGGAUAUCCGCGAGGUUGUCAAUACCCCGGAUGCUGAGAUCAAGUCAAAUGAAAUUCGUACCCCGUUGAGCACCUUCGUGACUGGUACUCCUACGGAGAAGUCAUGGCCGACGUCCGUCCUCUUUCUCGAUAAGCUGCGCCCUUAUGUGAAGUCGAUGGCUCUCCGUUAUGUUCUUGUUGGCUUGAAGCAGAACCACACCCUGCAGCUCUGGGAUAUUGGGCUAGGCAAGGCUGUGCAGGAGCUCAAGUUUCCCCACGAGAACGAGUCGGACGCCAUUUGCAGUGUUGCUUAUCACCCUUCGUCCGGAAUUCUUGUUGUUGGACACCCGACGCGAAACUCUAUUUACUUCGUUCACCUGUCGGCGCCCAGGUAUAAUCUGCAGUCCAUGUCGCAGGCGUCAUUCAUCAAACGUGCUGCUGAAAAGGACAACAGUCUCCCCAAACCUGAGUCUACUGCGUGCCUGAGUGGUAUACGGGAGAUCUCCUUUGCUUCGAAAGGUCAGCUUCGCAGCUUAGAUCUCCUUCCUAUCACAAAGGCGGCAGGGGAAGACAGCGGCCUAUUUGAGCUUUAUGUUAUGCAUUCCCGCGGUGUCACAUGCCUUAACAUCAAGAAAGAGGACCUUGGUUUGGGUCAAGACAACCGAAUCAUUCGCCCUGUCAAUGCCCUAGAGGAGGGCUUGAUUGAGAUUGCUGAUCUGCAGUCUUUCCCUCCCUACAUUGCCGAUGAUUUUUCAGUCAACGGCGAUUCUAUAAGCACGCCCACGAAGGUCAUCCCGAAGGAAUUUGUCAAGGCCACGGCUGAACCUGCUGCUGAGAGUAGCGUGGGUACAAGCCCCGGGCCCAAUGUUCAGCGCACACAAUCCCCCACGAAGACUGCGCCAAAGAAGAAGGCCGACGAGGCUGUAGAAACAGUUGCGACACCUUCGGAGAAGCCUGAUAAGAAGAGAAAAAAGAAAGCAGCAGCGACAGCAUCAGAGGUCAAGAAGGAACCCGUGGUUGCCACCAGCCAGGGCCCGUCAACCGUUGAACAACCGAACGGUGAGGCUCUGAAGACUACAGACUGGAAUAAGUACAUUGAAGCCCUACAAGAAGGGGUCACCUCCCAAUUCAACAAGAGUCUCGGAAGGGAGCUAGAAGGACUCUACGCCCGCUUCGACGAAGAGCGACGCAGCUGGGAUGCUGCGUCUGCCUCGAAGCAAGACCAGGUAUUGCGCUUGGUGUCGAGCACGCUCUCUGACAAUGUGGAGAAGAAUCUCGCGCGUAUCAUUAAGCAGACAAUUCAAUCCGAUGUUGUCCCUGCACUGGGCGAUGUCACCUCUGCAGCCGUGAGCAAACAACUAAACACCGUUCUUUCAGAGCGGUCUGGCGGCGUUAUCUCUCAUGAAUUGCGGCAAUCUCUGCCUGGCGCCGUUACUCGCGCUUUGCAGCAGCCGGAGGUGAUCAAAGUCGUGUCAGAUGCUGUUAGCCAGAAGCUGAGCACUCAGGUUGAGAGUCAAAUUUCAAAGACUGUGCAUGACAGCCUUGCUCCUACCCUGAAGAACGUUGCACUCCGGGCAGCUGAAAAGGUCGCAAACGAUGCGGAGAAGCGAAUGCAGGCUCAGUCGAAACAGUUUGAAGCCCAGCGCCAAGCUGAUGCCGUCAAGAUUGAUCAGCUCACUUCUUUGGUUCGGGGACUUUCGGACACCGUCACUGCCAUGGCGGCUGCCCAGACCGGAUUUCAGAACGAAGUAUUGCGCUUGAACCAAGUUCUCGCGCAGCGUGGACCCGAAGCUAGGCAGGGCUCCGAGAGCCUAGGCAUUACCUCGCCUACUCCGCUUACCGGCUCCAUUAGUCCUGAAGAUAGGGAAAUUACCGAGAUUGCGCAGCUUAUGCGUGAGGGGAAAUAUGAAGAGGGUUCCGUCAAGUGGCUUCAAUCCGAGCAGCAGGCUGAUCUUUUUGAUCGUCUCUUUGUUCGCUUGAACCCCUCGUAUCUGAAUAGCCUUUCUCCUAUUGUGGCACUGUCGGUCGGUGUUGCGGUUACCUCCUCUCUGCAGACAAAUGUGAUGGAGCGUCUUGCAUGGCUAGAAGUAGUCCUUCAGACCGUUGAUUUGAGGGAUACCGAUAUCCAAGAGGUCGCUCCCAAGAUUAUGGAUAUCCUUAUUGCGCGACUAAACGAGCUCUACAUGUCCGUUGCUAAAGACUCCCCACACAGCCCCAUCCUGCGCCGCAUCCCGCCUCUCGCCCGUCGGGCCACCGAGCUUCGCGGUAACUAA